GCCGCAGCCUCACCCCCGGGGAUGUCACGCAAGGGAAAAGAUGAUUUCCGUCGGCUCUAUACCGUGUCCGACCCCCGCGCCCACCCCAAGGGCCACACCGAGUAUAAAGUCACCGCCCAGUUCAUCUCAAAGAAGAACCCGGAGGACAUCAAAGAGGUGGUGGUCUGGAAACGUUACAGUGACUUCCGCCGGCUGCACGGAGACCUGGCCUACAUCCACCGGAACCUCUUCCGACGCCUGGAGGAGUUUCCCGCCUUUCCUCGGGCUCAGGUCUUCGGCCGAUUCGAAGCGGCGGUGAUUGAGGAGCGGAGGAAGGGGGCAGAGGACAUGCUACGCUUCACGGUACACAUCCCCGCUCUCAACAACAGCCCCCAGCUCAAGGAGUUCUUCCGGGGUGGGGAGGUGACUCGGCCCGUCGUUCCCAGUGACCUGCACAUCCUCCCACCUCCAUUGAUCCCCACGCCGCCCCCCGAAGAGCCUCCGCCCCUCCAGCCUUUCCCCUUAGAGAGUUUGGGCCUGGAAGAGAGCGAGGAGGAGAACGAGUCAGAGGAACUACCACCGUCCAGCCCUGCCCAGGAGGCCUUGGAUCUGCUGUUCGACUGCGGAGGGACCGAGGAGGAGCCGGGUUCCCCGGCCCAGGCGCCGCUGUCCGAGGCGGAGAUGGCCCUCUUCGACCCUCUCUCCAAAGACGGAGGAGCCAGCCCCACUCACGCGGCGGAGCUGGCCGCUGUCGGGACUGAAGUGGAGCGGCAGGACCGGGCCCCCUGGGAGCCGGGAGGGCAGGGGCAACAUCGGGAGGAAGAAGAGGAGGAGGAGGAUGAAGAGGGCGGCCCCCCACCCCCCUACCUGAGCCGCGCCACCCAGCUCAUCACGCGAGCCCUGCGGGACGAGCAGGCCGGGGCCUAUGCCGCGGCCCUCCAGGGCUACCGCGACGGAGUGGACGUCCUGCUGCAGGGGGUGUCCGCCGACCCGUCCCGCACCCGUCGCGAAGGGGUGAAGAGGAAGACGGCCGAGUACUUGCGGCGCGCGGAGGAGAUCCUCAAGCUGCACCUGCCCGCCCUGGACCCCUGAGCUGGGGUGCCCCGGCCAAGCUCCACAGCCCCCCGGGGGGCUUCACUGCCAGCUGCUCCCCCCAAACCCACACCCCCACACAGUUCCUUUCAUCGCCCCCCACGUCUCCCUUUUCCAUCGGCCACCGGAGGGGCGAGGAGAAGCAACGUGGCCUGGUGGUUAGAGUCAGCAGGUCCUGGCUUCUAAUCCCGCCUCUGCCACCUCUCAGC
This is a messenger RNA of Tachyglossus aculeatus (Australian echidna), 1280 nucleotides long. RefSeq names its product sorting nexin 15 (gene SNX15). Gene Ontology annotation, molecular function: phosphatidylinositol binding. The record is from RefSeq and is a predicted model, not a curated record. The transcript has 8 exons. Lineage: Eukaryota; Metazoa; Chordata; Mammalia; Monotremata; Tachyglossidae. The coding region runs from base 22 to 1071 and encodes 349 amino acids.